AUGGAGGCCCUCCACGAGGAGAUGCCCUUCGACCUCUCCUUCCACCCCUCCGUGCCCCUCGUCGCCACCUCCCUCAUCACCGGCGAGCUCCACAUGUUCCGCUACGCCGACGGUUUGCCGCUGGAGAGGUACUCGCGGUUGUUCGUGGCAAAACCUCACAAGGAGUCAUGUAGGGCUGUUCGUUUUGUGGACUCAGGAACUGCGAUUCUGACGGGAUCUGCUGAUAUGUCGAUUGUCGCUUCUGAUGUAGAAACAGGCAAAGUCAUUGCCCGUUUGGAUAAUGCACAUGAUGACGCCAUAAACCGCCUUGUGUGUCUUACUGAAACUACAGUUGCUUCAGGCGAUGAUGACGGUUACAUUAAGGUGUGGGAUACUCGGCAACGAUCUUGCUGCAACACUUUUCACCGCCAUGAAGAUUACAUAUCAGAUAUGACCUAUGUAGCUGGCUCAAAUCAAAUAUUGGCUACAAGUGGUGAUGGAACUUUAUCUGUGAACAAUCUCCGGGGUAACAGAGUAAAGUCACAAUCUGAAUUUUCAGAAGACGAACUCCUAUCUUUGGUGGUAAUGAAGAAUGGCCAAAAAGUUGUUUGUGGAACUCCAAGUGGAACUCUGUUGUUGUAUUCGUGGGGACAUUUUAAGGACUGCAGUGACCGUUUUCUGGGGCACGCGCAGUCUGUUGAUAACUUGCUGAAGCUGGAUGAAGAAACUCUGAUAUCUGCUGCAGCAGAUGGUGUGAUCAGGUUAGUGGGUAUCUUACCGAAUCAGAUAAUACAGCCGCUAGCUGAGCAUUCAGAAUUUCCAAUUGAGGCGCUUGGUUUCUCGCACGAUAGGAAGUAUCUUGGCAGCAUUUCACAUGACAAAAUGAUAAAGCUCUGGGACAUGGAAGAACUCCUGGGCGGUCCACAGUUAAAUCACCAGAACGACAUGCCCGAAGCCAACGCCGCCGUCCAUCACGACGAGUUGCCUGAAGCCAACGCGGCCGUCCACCACGACGAGUUGCCUGAAGCCAACGUAGUCGCUGGUCACCACGACGAGUUGCCUGCAGCCAACGCGGCCGCUGUCAACCCCAACCAGCCGGCUGAAGCUGACAGCGACGACGACGACGGGAUGGACGUGGACAUGGAGCCAAGCUCUUCCAACGUGUCGAGGAGCAAGAAGAAAGGCAAGGGCAAGAGGCUGGACGGGUUCGCGCCGGACUUCUUUGCAGAUCUGUAG
Triticum turgidum subsp. durum (durum wheat) is the source of this 1215-nucleotide messenger RNA. Lineage: Eukaryota; Viridiplantae; Streptophyta; Magnoliopsida; Poales; Poaceae. The record is from the annotation of a GenBank genome assembly.